Raphanus sativus (radish) is the source of this 5018-nucleotide messenger RNA. RefSeq lists its product as uncharacterized. Gene Ontology annotation, molecular function: metal ion binding. The record is from RefSeq and is a predicted model, not a curated record. Lineage: Eukaryota; Viridiplantae; Streptophyta; Magnoliopsida; Brassicales; Brassicaceae. Bases 69 to 4877 code for a protein of 1602 amino acids. Gene Ontology annotation, cellular component: nucleus. The transcript is spliced from 10 exons.
CCGUUAUCGUGUUGCGUUCGUUUCAGCAGAAAACAAAGAAAGACGGAGACACGGGGGCGAAAUCAGCAAUGGAUUCAUCUCAUUACAAUCCGAGCUAUGACCAAUGGAAUCCUCCUCUUCCUCUCCUUCCGCCGCCGCCGCCGCCAUUGCCUCCACCACCUCCUCGUGAAUCUCAUCCCGAUAGCCCUAGUUUCCAUCUCCUGUCAAGGCAAAACGGUGAGCAACGUCACCAUUAUCUUCCACCCAUGCCGGCGGUUAAUCAGCCGUCUUCCUUCAUCUACUCCCAGCAUCCUCCACCGCCGCCGCCGCAACAGCAUCUUCCAGAGAAAGUUAGGUUUGAGUUUCGUAGAGUCUCGCAGCCGUCGUCAUCCAUUAGAACAUGUACGCAACCCCGAGAUAUCUCUCAGCCUGCUCGGGUUGGGUACAAUGAUAAACGACCUGAUUCAUGGACAGUGGAUGCUGUUCAGGGGAGAGUGGAUACUGGUAGAAGCCGAAUCAAUCAGAGUCAGUUAAAAGCAGAAUCCGUUAGAUGUUUUAGGGGUUUAGACGAUGGACAUAGGAGUUUAUCUUCACGAGUUGGUUAUAUGAGUAGUGGUGUUACAGUUAGACGUGAUAUGAGUAGGUCAUCAGCAAGUCAUGGAGGGGAUAGAAACUGGAGGUGGGAUGAAGCGCCGCAUAAUGGAGGGAGGGUUCUCCCUCUGCGGAAAAGGUAUGACUACUAUCAUUUACAUCGUGGAAGGAGAGAUGGGAGCAAUGAAUCGAAGAGAACAACGCCUGGGAAACAAACGCAGAAGAAGAGUGCUCUGCUUAGGCUUGGAACUCCAAGAGACCAUCACAACGGUAGAGAGAAUGCUCGGAAUCGUUGUAGUUAUAGUGGGAGAAGGUUGGUAGCUAAGCCUGUAGCUUCACCUGCCAGUGUAGGCAUCCGCCCACGCCGGUCUGUGACACCUAGGUCUAGUAAACCUAGAAGAGCAUUGGUGCCUGAUAAAGUUGAGAAAGCUUCGGUAACUGAAGUAAAUGGAAACAGAAGUAUGCUGAAGUCUCGUGAAGAUCUGUUGGACGGAACGGGUACUGGUUGUAAAGCUCGUUUGCCGAAGGGUUUGGAGAUGGAAGACAACGUGAAGAAGAAGACUAAUACGUCUUCUAAGAAAUUAGUUAUAUCAUGGUCAACAGUUGCUGAUCUCUCCUGUGGUUCUGAAGCAAGAAUUCGUUUUGCUGGUAUGUCCAUGUGUAGUGUUGGAUCUCAACCUUGCGAAGACCUUGCUGACCAGGUGUUGGCGAAGUCUGAUAGUGGUUGUAUUGAAGAUGACAGCAAGGGGAUCAAUAAGAAUGUAGAUUCUUUGUCUUCUGAAAAUGACUCUCGCAGGGGUCUCCCUAAGGGUCCAGUUUCCUCUGACUCUCUGGACAUCCCUUGUGUUUCAACGGAGCUUGCUAAUGCAAAUAAUAAUGGUCCAGGGGAUCUUGCUAAUGCUCACAGUUUUACCGUUUGUACAUUUACCAAUACCACGGUCAAUCCAGUAAGUGAGGAUGAGAAUGGUAGCAGAACAGAAUCCAUGGAAACUAGAGCUCUUAAUGGUGCUGCAGAAGUGGCUGACGAUCGGGACAGUGAUAAAGGUAAAAAGGCUUGUGUAAAAGGUACUUCUUCAUCUCUUACAAAGGUUGAUGUAAAGGAAUCAUCAACUGUGUUGCCUGUUAAUAGAACUGAUGGCUGUUCACGUAGUGAUGAAUCAAGUUUAGCUAUGGCGGUACCAUCUGACGAGUUUAUGGAAAAUGUAAGUGCCGAGAGACUUUUGCCUGAUGAAGAUCUGGGUAUAGCAUCUCGAGGUGGCCUCAUGCAUGAGGAAAAUAAUUGUGCUGAGAACACUGAUGUAGAUGCCCAAGUAGAGAAAACAAACCCUUCUGGUGGAACUUUGAACUACAAGACUCCGGGGACUGAUAUUGUUGCUGUUACUGGGAAUUUAGUGUUUCCAUGUAAUUCUGUAUCCAGCUCAACGGGGCGGAGCUUUCGGCAGAUAAGGAGUGAAAUUCAUGUUUCUGCUACAGUUGAUGAAACUUGCAAAGAUAAACCGAAACCGAAGCAUUCUGGUGGAACUAGUAAGUACAGAACUGGGGGAACGAAUAUUUUUGCUUUUAGUGGGGAUUCAGUUCCACGUGAUUCUCUAUCCAACUCACCAAGGCUGUACAGGAAGAUACGGAGUGAAGUUCAUGUUGCUUCGAUGGUUGAUGACACUAGCAAUUACAAAGAGAAAGCAAAGCCAUCUGGUGGAACCUCUAAGUGCAGAACUCCAGAAGCUGAUGUAACAUCUGAUGUUGGCGGUCAAGAGAAAGGGUCACUGAACAGGGUUGAGACUGAUAUAUUUGACGGUGAAGUAUGGUCAUCUGUUGUAAAAGUUUCUGGAACUGAAAUUCUUGGUGAUUUAAGAGUUCUUCUGCCUAGAUCACACUCACAUGCAGAAGUUAAAGAUCACGUAAUAUCUGUCCAAGAUCGGGAUUCCCAAAGUACGACAUCUCUGAGCUCUAGGUACGAAGUAGAAAACAGGAAAAAGAAAUCGAACUGCUCUACUCAGAAAAGGUAUUCCCGUGCCCUGCCUUUUGUAUCUGGCCCUAAGAAAGAUGCUAACCCUCCCAAUAAGUGUCACACUUGGCAUCGAAAGCUCGAUACUUCUGCCUCUCCUUUUGUAGCUGCCAAGCCGUUGUCGUCGACUUUGUUUACACAACCGAAGCUUCCCCUAGUGACUGCCCAAUCUAGUGGUAGUUACGUACGUAUAGGGAAUAGCCUUCUUCGAAAACCCUCGUAUGGUUCUGCUGGUGUUACCUUUGGACUGCCUCCAUCUGCCAUCCAGUUAAACUGUAUCGAAGACAAAACAACGGGAUCUGCCAGUAAGGUUGAUGUAGGUAACGCUUCUUUUCGUGUUAAAACAGGAGAAAUAAUCACUCUCGAGAGGCAGUCAAAUCCUCCCUCAGAUAGCAGCACCUCCAAAGUAUCAAAUGCCAUUGUUACUUCCUCAGGAAAAUGUCCGUUACCUUACAGCGGGGAUCACCUCAUCACUGGUUUACCUGAGUCUAUCAUGGACGCUGCUAUAUCUGGAGAAGCCAAUCUUCCACACUCUGGUGGAGAUGCAUCUAAGACAGACACACUAGCUCAGACAGAUUAUCCUUCAGAUUGCCAGCAGAAGAGAAAUCAUCCUAAGUUGGAUUCUUCAAAUUUGAAGAGAACGGUAUAUGUUCAAAGGAAGGAAAAUCAGUUGAUUGCAGCUUCAGAUAUUCAUGGUGCAACUAAGGGCCAGAUUCCUGCCUCUGAUGGCUAUUUCAAGCGAAGUAGAAAUCAGCUAGUAAGGACUUCAGCGAGCUGUGUCAAUCACUCACCUGAUGAUGCAUUAGAUUCACAAGCCACUACAACCAUGGUUUCGAAAAGAUCAUCUAGCCCAGCUUUCUCCGACUCUGUUGCAGCUGUCACGAGACCAUAUAAGCGGUCAAAAUUUUCUCUGGUUUGGACGCAAGAUGAUCCACAGUCAAGAUUGCGCACAAGUCACAUGCGCUAUCAGAGGAUAUUACCACAACUUGUUCCUUGGAAAAGAGUGACAUACUGGAGAAGACUAAUGAAUUCAGUCUCCGGCUCUGCUUUGCGAAAUGGUUCUUUUUCCAACAGCAGCCAAAAAUUGUCUAUGAUGAGGAAGAGACAUACGGUUUAUACAAGAUCAACUAAUGGGUAUUCACUUAGAAAAUCCAAGGUUUUAAGUAUUGGUGGUUCGCAUUUAAAAUGGUCCAAGUCCAUUGAGAGAGACUCGAGAAAAGCUAAUGAGGAAGCUACCUUGGCUGUGGCUGGAUUUUCAAAGAAAGAAAGUGAAAACCAUUCUGGACAAAGUACUACUAGGAUGACAAGCAGAAACCAUCUGACACGGGAGCGCGUUUUCAGGAUUGGCUCCCUUCGUUAUAAAAUGGAUUCUUCUAGGCGAACUCUUCAGAGAAUAUCUGAUGAUGAUUCACCGUGCUCUGGACCUACUGAAAACGGAAAAGGCGCAAAAAGACCGUUCAUUCCAAAGAGAUUGGUGAUAGGCAAUGAAGAAUAUGUUCGUGUGGGAAAUGGUAACCAGCUUGUCAGAGAUCCAAAGAAACGAACUCGUGCGUUGGCAAAUGAGAAGGUCAGAUGGAGCCUGCACAAUGUUCGCUUGCGGUUGGCUAAAAAGAAGAAGUAUUGCCAGUUCUUCACGAGAUUCGGGAAAUGCAACAAAGAUGACGGGAAAUGUCCCUACGUUCACGACUGCUCGAAAAUUGCAGUUUGCACCAAAUUUUUGAAUGGGUUGUGUGCCAAUGCAAAUUGCAAAUUGACUCACAAGGUCAUUCCAGAAAGGAUGCCUGAUUGUUCUUAUUUUCUGCAAGGCCUGUGCAACAAUGAGGCGUGUCCAUAUAGGCAUGUGCAUGUCAACCCGAGUGCCGCUAUAUGUGAUGGGUUCUUAAAAGGAUACUGUUCAGACGGAGACGAGUGUCGGAAGAAGCAUUCCUACACCUGCCCAGUUUUCGAAGCCACUGGAUCGUGCUCUCAAGGAUCGAAAUGCAAGCUCCACCACUCCAAGAACCAAAGCGAAGGAAGAAAGAGGAAAAGACUAAGCGAGCCAUCAGAGAGAAAUUUCCGUGGGCGUUACUUUGGCUCACUUCACAAAGUCUUAGAAGAGUCUGAGCCAAUGGUAGUGGAUAGACGUCCUACUAGUAACAGUGCAGAUUUUGGAAUAGAAGGUCUCGACUUUAUAUUUCUUGGCGCUACAGAGUAUGAAGCAGGUGAUAACAGUGAUCUAGCCGCCGAGCAAUCUGUCCCCAGUGCUAGUGAAGAAGUGGUUUCAGUUUACAAUCUAAUCAGACCAGUAGCUUUGAUGCAGUAAGAAGCAAGUAUCAGUUUUGUGGUGACUACAAAGGUAAGCUUUCUCUGUUGGGAAGACAAAUGUCUUUUGUCUAAUACGUUAUCUUGUAGCUUUUUAGGGAGUUAAUUUUAGCUUUUGUUCUCUUCUACAUGUGUACAUGGU